Prunus armeniaca (apricot) is the source of this 1350-nucleotide messenger RNA. Lineage: Eukaryota; Viridiplantae; Streptophyta; Magnoliopsida; Rosales; Rosaceae. The record is from the annotation of a GenBank genome assembly.
AUGAGGAAACAAGCAGCUGAAAUACAAGCCAAUUGUCCCAAGUGUGCAAAAAUACCUUCCACCGAGGAAUCAUUCACCGUCUCGUUUGCGGAGGAUUGGAGGGCCCCAUACUUGGCAUCUUUCAUCAAUGGAGUCUUGCCAACCAAUCCCAAGCAUGCACGCAAGCUCAAAAGGACAAUGAAAAGAUACUUCAUAGACGGGUCAACUCUUUACCGUAAGGGGUUUAAUGGUGAGCCAUUAAAAUGCUUGGGAAAGUCAGAGGCACAGCAAGUCAUGCAAGAAAUUCAUGCUGGAGAAUGUGGUGAACACCAAGGAAUGAAGAAGCUUUACCGGCAGCUGCUGAGUGUUGGGUAUUAUUGGCCUACAAUGAAGAAUGAUGCAUACGACUUUGUGAAGAGGUGUCACACAUGUCAAGUUCAUGCCAAUUUAAGUCAUAAGCCUCCCACGCUGCUGCAAGACAUGCGCACCCCUUGGCCCUUCCAUACUUGGGGGCUUGAUUUGAUCGGGACCAUCCAUCCACCAUCCGACAGCUACAUAUGGAUCCUCACGGCCACCGAAUAUUUCACAAAGUGGGUAGAAGCGGUUCCCUUGCGGAAGGCCACGGGAGCUGCCGUUGCCAAUUUCAUCCGUGAAAAUAUUGUAUGCAGAUUUGGGAUCCCAUACAAGAUUGUCACCGACAAUGGCACCCCGUUUGUCAAUAAGCAAGUAAGCUCGACACUUAGUGGUUAUGGUAUCAAGCAUCGCCGCUCCACGCCUUAUUAUCCACAAGGAAAUGGUCAAGCGGAAGCCACAAAUAAGACUUUAUUGAGGAUCUUAAGCAAAAUGGUUUAUGAGUAUGAAGGAGGUUGGAGUGUUCACCUGCCGGAUGCUUUAUGGGCCUACCGCACCUCUUCAAGAAGUGCCACAGGUUUCUCGCCAUAUUCACUCGUGUACGGGUCCGAUGCCAUUUCACCAGUAGAGAUUACCAUCCCCACUGCCAGAACAGCAGCUGUUAACGACCUCGAAUGGGAUACAAAGUCAUGCUCGGAAUGGCGCCUGCUGGACCUUGAAGCUUUGGAUGAAAAAAGAGCGGUAGCCGAAAAGAAGACAGCAUUGUACCACAGAACCGUAGCUCAAGCCUAUAACAGGACAGUCAAGCCUCGCGCCUUCAAGCAAGGAGACCUCGUGCUAAAAGUUGCGGAGCAUGUGAGAAGACAAGUGUCGGGACCUUCCAAGUUUGCGCCACAAUGGGAAGGCCCGUUUGCAGUCAAAGAGGUUCACAGCAGCGGCUAUUAUCGCUUGGUCUCUGUCAAAGAAGGCACGCUAACCGACCCCGUCAAUGGGAAGUGGCUCAAGCUCUAUUACUGCUAA